AUGAAAUGUCACUUUGAUCUGCCUGGAACUGUGUGCGCCAGUUGUCAUCGACUAGGCGAAGCAUGUUUCCCAAGGAAAAGGCAGCGCAUGGGACGUCAGCCCCGUGUGAAAAAGUAUCCAUCGGGAAACUCGUCUAUCAUGCGGUUUGAGUCGACAAGCCAAUACGACUGGGAAAGGCAAUCACCUUCUGACUGCGACAAACUCUCAGCUCCUACGGCAUGUUUUCCUAGAUCAUCAGCUAGUCAGGAUGUGGGUUGGAUGGUGAAUAAACGAUCUACCAUCUUCAUGAGUGACAAAGGCAUGCAACUGGCCACAUCUAUUGUGCGCACACCCGAACCGCCUGGGGCGGCUUAUCGCCAAGUUUACAACAUCCUUGUCAACAAAGACUCGUUCUACGAGCUCCAUCGCCAAUUUAUGUUAGGGCGAGAAUAUGCCGAUGAGUUCCAGGCUGCAGUCCUAGUAUUGUUCAAUCGUUCCCCUCACAUUUUGUCUCCCGCUUACUACGCCGUAUUGGGUCUCGCUGCUUUCCGCAGUAUUUGCAGCAGAGGACUACACGGUUUUGAUUGGAGCAGGGGGGCUGAUUGCAUCCGAUGCUUAAGGCAUGCCUCACUCUUCAUAGCUAAUGUAGAAGAUGCUGCCGUUUUCCUGAUGCUUGGCCAACUUCUUUUGGUUUACAACCACCUGGUUCCCAGCUUCUGUGAGCAAGCUAUCGAAUGCGGUGCACUUCUGAGCGCCAAGGACUGGUACCCAGCUUUGGUUCUACGGCCAGAGCUGGAUUCGGUUACCCUUUGUUUGGUUCUAGUGGACACAGUCAAAUGUUUGAUUGCUCGUGAGUUGCCUGUUAUGCGGCUGACCGCUGUCGACCGAGGCACAUUCGACAGGUUCAUUGGCGCUUGCUCCUCUUUUCUUCCUCUACUUUAUGAUCUAUGUGAGCGGAGCUAUCAAGUCAAGAUGAGCAUAAUUCCAAAGGUUUGCGAGAAAGAGAACCUGGAGGCAAUCGAUCCUUACAAGGACAUUGAAAGGGAAAUUAGCGCUUGGAAGCCUCUGCCCCACGAGCCUCGUUCUUCGCAGCACGAACUUUUUGAAACGGAUGCAGCGCUGGCGCAGGCGAGUUUAUACCGCAUCGCGGCGUUGCUCGUCAUACAUCGCCUGCGCUUUCCCAUCGGUAAAGAGGACAGCACUGCGCGUCGCACGUGCUCGUCUGAAGGAACGGGGAUUGGGCUGGAUUUCCCACUUUUGGUCGCCAUGAUGGAGCUCCCUAAUCGAGGUGAACAAGUGUUUUGGGCGUUGGACAACUUUAGGAUCCGGCAAAACUUUAGCAACCUUGCGCAGUUUGUCAAAUCGGUCUGGGAAGAGUAUGAUUCAGGUUAUGAUGGCCUUUGGCUUGACCUUAUACCCCGCAAGUUACAAUUGCCAAUGUUGCCCUAG
This is a messenger RNA of Trichoderma atroviride IMI 206040, 1428 nucleotides long. Lineage: Eukaryota; Fungi; Ascomycota; Sordariomycetes; Hypocreales; Hypocreaceae. The record is from RefSeq and is a predicted model, not a curated record.